AACAAUCUAUACCAACAACAAUAAUAACAAUGAUUGUAUCAUUAUUAUAAUGACAAUUAUGUUGAUUAUUAUUUCUUAUCAGAUGCCCAUGAUUCGAUGUCAACAUGCAAAACAGGUUGCAACCAUACCUGGACAAUUGGUGAUUGGUGCUUUAUUUUCGAUUAGAGAACAGCCAACAUUAAGAGCAGCACAGACACGUACCUGUGGUGAAGUACGUGAACAAUAUGGUAUACAUCGUGUUGAAGCUGCAUUUCAGACAAUCGAUACCAUAAAUAAUGAUACAAAUAUAUUACCCAACAUUACAUUGGGUAUUGAAAUACGUGAUUCAUGUUGGUAUUCAGCUAUAGCAUUAGAACAAAGUAUUGAAUUUAUUCGUGAUGCAAUGGCAGCAUCAGAAGAAAAAGCAUAUGGUUCAACAUCACCAUCAUCAUCAUUUUUUGGUCCUGGUUCAGUAUACAAUGUUCAUGAUGAUCAUUUAUUAUCAUCAACAACACACAUUGAUAAUAAUGAUGAUAAUAAUAAUAAUAAUAAUAAUAAUAAUAAUAAUAAUAAUGAUGAUGAUGAUGAUUCAUCCAGUAAACAACUUCGUAUAUUAGGCCUAUUUCCGGCUUCACCAUUUAGUGGUUCUCCACAAAGAUUCAAUGUUAGUACACCAUGCCCGAAAGCAACAAAAAAAGCAAAAAAUAUUGUUGGCGUUGUUGGACCUGCUUCAUCAACAAAUACAAUACAGGUUCAAAAUUUAUUACAAUUAUUCAAUAUACCUCAAAUCGGUUAUUCUGCUACCAGUAAAGAGCUAAGUGGAAAGAAUUUUUUUAAAUUUUUUCUUCGUGUUGUACCAUCGGAUCAUCAUCAAGCACAAGUGGUUAGCUCAUUAUUUCGAUACUAUAAUUGGACAUAUAUUUCCGUUGUCUAUACAGAUGGGAGCUAUGGAUCCGGUUUGAUGGAAAUAUUCAAAACAAAUGCUCAAGAUGUUGGCAUAUGUAUUGCCUAUAUGGAAUCAAUACCACCAAAUGGUGAUGAUGAAGUAUACGAUGCUGUCGUACAAAGUUUAUUGGAGUUUAAAAAUGCUCGAGUUGUUGCCUGUUUUUGUGAAGGAUCAUCAGUACGAGCAUUACUUCAGGCUAAACGACGUUUAAAUGUUACAACAGAAUUUAUGCUUGUUGGUAGUGAUGGCUGGUCGGAUCGUCCUGAUGUUGUUAAAGGUUUUGAAAAAGAAGCUCAAGGCAGUCUCACAGUUCGUAUCUAUUCACCAAUUGUCGAAGAAUUUGAUGAUUAUUAUUUCAAAUUAAAUCCAUUGUCUAAUCAUCGAAAUCCUUGGUUCAGAGAAUUUUGGGAGGCAAAAUUUAAUUGUAGCCUUCGAAAUUUAACUGGUCAAGUGAUAGUCCAUCCAAAUAAUGUUACAUUCACUAAACAAUGUACAGGAGAUGAAUCUUUACAGGAUUUUGUCGUACGAAGAAAACCUCGAUAUAAACAGGAUAAUAAAAUGUCAUUCGUUGUGAAAGCUAUUUGGACAAUGGCAUAUGGAUUACAUAAUAUGCAAAAAACUUUAUGUAAAAAUGUUACUGGUCUUUGUAAUGAAAUGUUACCUAUUAAUGGAUCAGUAUUAUUAUGGAAUCUUAAUAAUGCAAGAUUCAGAUGGAAAGAUGAAAUUGUUGAAUUCGAUGAGAAUGGUGAUCCACCAGGACGUUAUGAUAUAAUGAAUUAUCAGGAGCUAAAAAAAGGAGAAUAUGAUUAUGUACAAGUUGGUGAAUGGAAUAGUGAUUCAAAUCUAAGUAUUUAUCGUCCAAUACAAUGGCCACGUGAACGUGAAAUGGUCAUACAAUCAAAUUAUACCGAAAUAAAAGUACUCAAUAAACAUUCAUCAAUACCGGAAUCUGUUUGCUCAAAACCAUGUCCAAAAGGACAAGCAAAGAAUAUUCAAUCCGAUUCUGUCAAAUGUUGUUGGAUUUGUGUGCCUUGUCGUGAAAAUGAAUAUUUAACAAGUGAAGAAAAAUGUAAACCAUGCAAAAUUGGCACAUGGCCCAAUGAAAAUUUGACAGGUUGUACACCGAUACCAAUUGAAUUUAUACGUUGGACUGAUACUUGGUCAUUGGUGGCCAUGACUAUUUCAUUGAUCGGCUUUAUUAUUACAUUAUUUACAAUGAUCGUUUUUAUCAAACAUAAUGAUACACCAAUGGUUAAGGCAUCUACACGUGAAUUAUCUUAUAUUAUUAUGUUUGGAAUGUUUCUUUGCCAUUCGACAACGUUUGCAUUGAUAGCUAAACCAACAAAAUUAACCUGCUAUAUUACACGUAUAUUACCCGGUUUAAGUUUUGCAAUAAUGUAUGGUUCAUUGGUAACUAAAACAAAUCGUAUUGCUCGUAUUUUGGCUGGUUCAAAAAAACGAAUUAUAACAAAAAAACCACGUUUUAUGUCGGCAACAGCUCAAGUAGUAAUCACUUGGCUUUUAGUUUCCGUUGAAGUGGGCAUCAUAAUUACCAUUUUGAUUCGUGAACCAGCAGAUAAAAUGCUCAAAUAUCCUACAUUAGAUCGUGUGGUGCUUACUUGUAACACUAAAGUAUUGGGAAUUUCGGCACCACUUGGUUUUGAUUUUGUUCUUAUUGGUUUUUGUACACUAUAUGCCAUUAAAACACGUAACGUGCCCGAAAAUUUUAAUGAAGCAAAAUUCAUUGGCUUUACUAUGUAUACAACAUUGGUCAUUUGGAUUGCAUUCGUACCAAUUUAUUAUAAUUCGGAUGAAAAUGUUAUCACAUUGAGCUUGUGUAUUAGUUUUUCUGCUAUUGUUGCAUUAAUAUUAUUAUUCUUUCCUAAACUAUAUAUCAUAUUAUUUAAACCGGAAAAAAAUAAUCGUAGCUAUUUUACGACAGCUAAAAAUGUUCGCUGUCAUAUUGGUUAUAUGCAAGCUGCAACAUCAUCAACAACAUCGGCUGUACAAUCUCAUGCACCAACAUAUGCUGGUGUGUCAAGACAUUCUUCACAUUCUACAUCCGAUUUUAGUCUUGAAUCUCCAAGAAAUCAUUCAAUUGAUGUUUGUUAUAGAAAACCUGGAUCAGAAAUUUCUACUGUUCAUAAUCAAUCUUAUACAACACCAUCAUAUUCAGGCACACAUUUAAACCAUACAAAACAACCAGCACGACGUAAUGGUCAAAUACGGAAAGGAUUUUUUUCACGUUUACGUAUUAGUAAACAGGAUAAGAUUGCUGCUAAUGUAGCUGAACAUAUACGUGCUGUACGUGCGGCUGAAGCAUUGGAUCGUCAAACAGCACGUGGACGUCGUUUUCAUGGAGCUACAAGCCAAAGUUUUUCGGAAAAACAUGAAGAAACAACAACAUCUAUGAUUGGUAAUGAACCAAUAUCCAUACGACAAGAAGAUACGGUUGGAAUAUUAUCACGUCAGGAUACGGCUACACGAAGAAUACGAAUUAUUCAUCUUUUACGGCGAACAUUUGGUGAAGAUCUAGAAAAAUUACCGCAAUUUAGUGCAUUGGUCAAUUGUCUUAAAUAUGAAUGUUCACAUACAUUUACUGAAUGUGCUGUUCAAACGGGCAAUGGUGGAAAUGGUAUUAACGGUGUGGAUACAUUACGUCGAAGAUUAACAUCAAUGCCUAUUGAUGAUGAAAAUGGAUUUUCAAAAAAUCGAUAUCAACAACCAUCAUCUUCAUCAUCAUCACAAUUACAACAAAAAGCUGCUAAAACAAUGUCAUCCGAUGAAAGUAUGUCGGUAACCGGUUCAGUUGUUGUUGAAGAAAAUAUUAGUUCCGGUGGUGAAGAUUCAAGUCAAACAUCAGGUGUUUAUAAAAAUAUUAUUAUCAAUUUAAGUAAUUUAACAAGUUUAUCAGCCGAUCCACAACAAACAAGUUCAUCAAGAGAUUUAUUUUAUUAUCAUCAACAACAACAACAACAACAGCAACAACAAUUUGAUCAAUCAUUAUCAACACCACAUUCAACUGAUCAUCAUUAUCGUCCACAUAAUAAUGAUAAU
Molecule: messenger RNA, 3982 nt
Organism: Dermatophagoides pteronyssinus (European house dust mite)
Lineage: Eukaryota; Metazoa; Arthropoda; Arachnida; Sarcoptiformes; Pyroglyphidae
Product: metabotropic glutamate receptor 5-like
Biological process (GO): G protein-coupled receptor signaling pathway
Cellular component (GO): membrane
Molecular function (GO): G protein-coupled receptor activity
Source: RefSeq, a predicted model, not a curated record